Molecule: messenger RNA, 6424 nt
Organism: Prorocentrum cordatum
Lineage: Eukaryota; Dinophyceae; Prorocentrales; Prorocentraceae
Source: the annotation of a GenBank genome assembly
GCGGAAGGCCCUCCAGUACCAGGAGGGCACCAAGAGGGAGGACAGGUACCUGUGCGGCCCGCGGCUGGAGGCGAAGCUCACAGGCCGGGCCGAGAUCGCGGUCGAGCGCUGCAAGGCUGGGUGGUUCUCCAGGCCGGACGGCGUGGAGCGGCUCCUGGCGUGGCUGGAGCGCAGGUGCUCUCGACAGGCUGUGCCAUACGUUGGCCAGGAGCUCGAGACAUUCUUGAUCAAGACGAAGCGCCGCAAGCUCGAGCCGAUGCAGCAGUGGACGGACCGCUUCGAGACAGGGCAGUCGCACCACUGGAGCGCUGAUGACCAGGACGCGGACGCCGAGGAGGAACUCGGGGACAUGCCGGAGGUGUUCCCUGGCCUGGUCUUGGGCUGGCUGAUGCUCGUGCGGUCGGGGCUCGUCUCGCGCGAGAGGGCUGCCAUCAUGACGGCGACGGGCGGCUCGCUGGAGGUCAACAUCAUCCGGGAGAAGCUGAUCUCGAGCUGGGAGGACGACGACCUGGCGGAACGUGACGGGCACUCGAGGUUCCCGAAGGCGUACACAGCUCAGCUUGGAGAAGAUGAUCGUACUUGGCUUGACGGAGACGAUGGACCAGACGCGAGCAGCUUCGCAGCCGACGUGGAGAACUGCGAGUGGCAGGAGGAAGACCCAGGCCAGGAGGAGGCGAACGAUGACGACAUCGAGACCUACUUGGCGGCUCAGCAGGAGGAGGCGGAGGCGCUCGCGAUCUUGCCGCCGAACGAGGGCCAGAAGAAGUGCGCGAAGUGUGGUGGAGCUCACUGGGUUCAGGACUGCCAGGACCGUCAUGACCCACGUCUCCGACCGGGAGCUGCAAGCACGCCGGAGGCGAGCGCGAAGGUGGCUGAGGGCAGGAAGGAGCUGAAGUUCAACCUCGUGGCCUCGCUGGUCGCCGAGCAGGAGCCCCAGGACUCGAAGUGCGAGGCGAUGUUCGCAGACCAGGCCAUCCGCGAGGGCAAGGGCAUCGUCGACUUAGGGUGCGCGGACGCCAUGGGUGGUGAGCGUGCGCUGGACAUCGUGGCCCGCAAGAACAUGGAGAAGUAUGGCGACACCAGGCUGCUGGAUGUGAACCUGGACUGCAGGCCAGUCUAUAGCUUCGGGAACGGCGAGAAGGAGCGCGCCUACGGACAGGUGAAGUUCGGCAUCGCGGGCGCGGGCAUGGAGGGCGACAUCGCCAUCAACGGCUUCUCGAAGGAUGUCCCGAUCCUGGUGUCAAAGAAGGUUCUGAAGAAGCUGGGGGCCGUCGUGGACUGCGAGACUGGGGUGGCCGUGUUCGUGAAGGUCGCGCCGGACAUUCCCGUUCAGCUGGAGGAGUCACCUGAUGGAGGACACUACUACAUGAGCCUGGUUGACGACUGGCUGGAGCAGCGCGUCAGGGACCAGAACCAGCUGCGGAACUUCAAGACCAUCUGCGAGAACAUGCGUGAGUGGGACUGCAAGCCCGUGGCCGCAGUGUGCCAGGGGCCGGUGCGUACAGAGGUCAGUCAUGUGAUCAGGGUUGCCUCGCAGUUGGUUGCGGAAUUCAUCGCAACAUUCGGUCGCGGCCUCAGAUGGGUCCCGCAGUUGAAGAUAGUGUCCUUCACAGUGCUCAUUCUCAGUCUCAGUUGGGCCCCGCAUCAGGUCUCAGAGCCGCAGUUCCUCACAGAGUUCAGUGCAGUGCAGGGCCUCUACAAGGCGGAGGUACUUCAUCUACUUCAGGAGUUCGGCCUGCCGUGCGGUCCGGCCUGGGGCGUGGACGAGCCGAAGCAGGUCCUCAAGGGGCGCGUGUUUCCGAAGGACGAGACGCCAGCGCAGGUGGCCAUGAAGGGCCUCCGCUCGAUGAAGAAGUCCCAGGUGCUGGCGAAGGCCGAGGAGGUAGGCGCCCACGUGACGCAAGGCAUGGCGAAUCCGUCGCUCAAGCUCUCGAUCCGCAAGGCCAUCUUCAUGAAGCACACGCCGGAGCCGACCGACUACAUGGGCUUCGGGAAGCACGGGGCCAUGACCUACCAGCAGGUUCAGAGCCAGUGCCCGUCCUACGCGUCCUUGUGCCAGAAGGAGGCGAACAAGGGGAGCAGCUGGGAGCUGGCCCGGUUUGCCUCGUGGCUCAACGAGCAGGAGAACAUCGACGAGAAGGCGGAGGUGACCAGGGAUCCGAAGGAGGUCCCGAAGGAGCCGGUCAAGGCUCGAGGGGGCGCGAGGUCAUCCCGCAGGAGGACGGUGGACGCGAUCGUGGAGGACGAGAUCGAGGAACAGGAGAAGCUCGAGGCUGCGAUCAAGGUGCAGAAGGAGGAGAAGGAGUCCAACCGCUUGGUCCAGGAGCAGAUGCUGGCGGCGCUGAACCAGCUCAACCAGAGUGGGUUCCAGUCCGAGUGGUCAGGCAGAGGGCUGAACUGCACAAAGGAGCUGGGCCCCAGGAAGCAGUGCUGGCUCGCCAAGUGCAUCAAGGAGAACGGCCACUUGGAGGACUUUGAGGCGCUGAUGGCUCACGGCGGCACAAAGCUGAUGGAGGUCGCGCGCAGCCCAACGUCCAUCCUGAGCUCGAAGAUGGUCGAGAAGUUCGGCGAGGACGCUGUAUGUCGCAUCGGGCUCGAGAGGCACGUGGUGAAGCUGGGCCAGACCACCUGUGGAUCAGUACGAGGUGCGGCCCGCUAUCGAAACCUCGCCCUCGGCUUCAACGGCUCCGACCCCAUCAGGGCCGAGGCCGCCAGGGAGCGCAGUGUGCAGGCCAUCAAGGAGUACAGGGGCGCGGUGCAGCUGGUGUGCGACCAGGUGGCCCAAGGCAAGCAUGUGCACUGGGAGUGGCCCAUCAAGUGCGAGGGCUGGGGCCGCGCGAUGAUCAGGAAGAUGGUGGAGGACUGCUCAAUUACUGUGGUGGGGGUGGCAGGCUGCCAGCUCGGCGUGAAGGACAAGAAGGGCCUGCCGCUGCUGAAGGAGUGGCUGAUCGCUACGACGUCUCCAAAGAUGGCCGCCAGGAUGUCCCUGGAGUGCUCAGGAGAUCACCGACGUGGAGAGCUCACAGGAGGCGGUCUCACAGCGGCCACCAGCUACUACCCGGACGAGUUUGCAAGGCGAGCUGUUCGGGCGAUGAUCGAGGGGGCCGCGCCUGACUACCGCGAGUUCCUGAGGUGCUUCGCAGAGCCCGAGGAGGUGAUCGACCAGGCGAUGGCAGCCAGCCAGGAGGAGACGAAGACGAACACAGACGUGAACUCGAAGGAGUACCAGCAUAUCAUGAAGUGGCUCACCUCGAUCCACCGUGGCUCAGGCAGGGUGCGCGUUAGCAAGCUGCUGUGCCACAUGGUUGGCGAGGGCCGGCGCAGGAAUCCUGUGUGGGCUGACCUCGAGCUGUCCUACGAGGAGCGCUGGAUGCCCUACUGCGGCAAGCCGCAGAGGGUAAAGGUGGACCCCGAGGGAUCCUGGAUGUCCAAGCAGGCGGCUGAGUACUUCGAUUCCGACUCCAUCGGGUACGAACCCAUACCUGGCCAGGCUCAUUGGCGCAUCUCUCUCGCCGAGGAGGCCAUCCAGGCCGCCGAGGGGGCCGUGGACAAGCUGGUGGCGGAGAACCCCGAGAUGGCGACGGAGGAAGCCCUGGCGAGGGCGACCGCAGCUGGGAACUCACGUGAAGAUGUUCGAGGACACUCGCCCCUUCAACAUGCCCUAGGACGGGCACCAGACCUGGGCGGGCACUUCUUUGAGAGCGACUUUGACGAGCUGCCCUACGUGGAAGCCCAGGGGGUCGACAAGGAGUACCUGAGACAGGUCUACAUGCGACGCCUCAGCAGGGCGGAGAACGCGAAGAAUCAGGCGGUGAAGUCCGCGGUGCCGGGCAUGUGGGUGCGCUACUUCAGGAAGGAGAAAGGCGAAGCUACGGGCCGCUUCAAGGGGCUCGCGAGGGUCCUGGCCACAGAGACAGCGCGGCCGGUAGACGGGGACCUUGGCGAAGGACGUGUUCUACACCCUGGGCGUGCAGGAUCCGUGGUGUGGCUUGUAAGAGCAGGGCGUAUCAUCAAGGUGGACCUCUGCCAGAUCCGAGCGGCUUCCUCACGGGGGAUCGCCUGCGCCGAGCUGAUGGGGGGCAAGGGCGCGCCCUGGACGGUCCGCGCCCUCAUGAAUCAGGCGCUGAACCACGAGUACCUGGACUUCACUGGCCACGACCCCACCGAGAACGACGUGGAGAUCUCGACCUGGGACGGACUACCUGACCCAGCCCCUCCAUUGAAGAAGGCCCGCGCAGGACAAGCUACAGGAGACGGCCAGACCUCAGGGAGCCGUUCAACACCGCCAGUGCGGAAGCGGAUUCUCAAGAAAGGACGCCAUCCAGGAGGGGCAGCCGACCAAGUUCGAGCGUCUCGAGCAGCCCUGGCGGAGGAGCAGAUGAAGGAGAACAUGGCUCUCAUGGCGAAGUCCACCCCAGACGCCCGGGUAUUUUGGGCUCGUCAGGGUACGUCGCUGGAGGUCUCCGUUGAGGUUCCAUUGGAGGGCAAGCCGCUCAAGCAGGCCACGAGGCACAUGAGCACCUACAUGGCGAGCCAGCUGCGGAAAGGCAAGCGCGAGAUCUCGGAGAGGACGUUGACCCCGGACGAGGUGGCGAAGUUCAGCCGAGCGAAGGCCACGGAGGUGAACAACUACAUUGUGUCUUCGGUGCUGGAAACACUCCCACCAGGAGUGGCCCCGCCUCCUGAGGACAUCAUGCGCAUGAGGUGGAUUCUCGAGUGGAAGGUGGACGAGAACACGGGCACGAAAAAGCCGAAGGCGAGGAUCGUUGUUCUGGGUUACAUGGGCCCCGAGUACGAGCACCGUCCGACUACCGCUCCAGCCAUGGCGAGGACUUCGAGGCAUCUGGUGCUGCAGGCGAUGGCGUGGUUGGGCUUCAAGGGCUACAUGGCGGACGUGACGGGAGCUUUCACGCAGAACCGAGAGGUCCAGCAUGACCUGUUCGUGAUGCCCGUGAAGGAGCUAGCGGCGGCCCUGGGGAUGCCCGAGGGUGUUGCAAUGCGGCUCAGGAAGGCGGUCUACGGGCUCGUGGAGGCAGCGAUCGAGUGGUUCAUGACCGUGAGCGAGGCGCUGGAGGAGUUCGGUUGGGCCCAGAUGAAGAUGGGCCCCUGCGUGUGGGUGCUCUACGGUGACGCGCAUGGCAAGGAUAACAGCUUCACCAAGGAGGCGCUGAAGGACUUCACGAACCCAGAGGUGCUGGAGGACCUGAUCGCGGCGAAGGGGGACCUGGACAUCAUGGCCAUUGUGGGUUCGCACGUGGGCGACUUCCUGCUCGGUGGCAACGACGCGGACCCCAGGUGGAUCACCGCCCGGGAGCAGAUCGAGAAGCGCUUCAAGUGGAAGGCCUGGAAGUCGGAGGAGUGCAUGCAGACGGGGGUGCGGAUCAAGCAGCAGCCCGACAGGAGCUUCCGCAUGGAUCAGAGCGAGUACGUGAAGACCAUCGAGAAGGCGCACCUCACCCCGGAGCGCAAGAAGGCCAAGGACAUGCCGACCACUGACAAGGAGAAGGGCCAGCUGAGGGCUAUCUUGGGAGCUAUCGGAUGGAGGUCCGAGCAGUCAGGUCCCAUGCAUUCGGCCGACACCAGCCUAUUGCUCAGCACAAUACCUUCUUCCACUGUGCAGACCAUCAACGAGACCAACCGCCUAGUUGAUCGUGUUCGUGAAUGUGCUGAUCUACCCGUGGUGAUCCACAGCCACUCUCAGUCGCAGGUGCUGGCGCCAGUGGAGUGGUCUGACUCUUCCGAGGCCAACCGACCCGAUGGGAAGUCCACGAAGGGCCUGGUGGCAGGCCUGGCACCUCUGAAGAUCCUCAAGGGCGACGAGGCGGACGUGAGCCUCAUCCUGGAAGGCGAGCUGUUCGGUAUCAAGUUGCAGUGGCUGGAGAUCCUGGGCAACAACAUCGACUGGAGGAGUCCCGAGGGAGUUCUACGCAGACUGCCAGGAGCGGUGGUUGUGGACUCAAAGGGCCUGUGCGACAAGCUGCAGACGACGGUCUACACCUUCCGGGGCAAGGAGAAGCGGACUGACGUGGAGGCGAUGACGUUGAAGGAAGGGGCGCAGGCGGCGAACAACUGGAUGCUCUGGGUACAUGGGGAUGCUCAGCUCGCCAACUCGCUGACGAAGGGACGCGAGCCGUGCCAGCUGCGGAUGUGCUUCAACAGCGGGCGCCGCUGGAAGUUGGUCUACGACGAGAAGUACCAGAGUGCGCGUAAGAGGAAGGCAGCUGGGAUCCAGCCGUUCGAGCACGUGGGAGUUGGCAUUCUCAAGACCCCAGGUGGUCCAACAGUUCAUGUCAAUGCAGUUGCGUGCCCCGACUUCCCGCCAUACGAGGUCAUGACCGAGUGCAGUUCAGACGAGGAGGUAGACUCAAGGAUGCUCAGCUUGGAGGACCCUUAUCUGUGCAAUUCCGAAGACGAGCAAGCCUGA